Messenger RNA from Daldinia loculata, 797 nucleotides. Its product is annotated as DUF1690-domain-containing protein. NCBI's taxonomy places the organism in Eukaryota, Fungi, Ascomycota, Sordariomycetes, Xylariales, Hypoxylaceae. The transcript is spliced from 3 exons. Bases 116 to 622 code for a protein of 168 amino acids. The record is from RefSeq and is a predicted model, not a curated record.
AGCAUCAUCAUCAGAACUCGGGAAUUAUUUCGUACAAGUAGCAGAAAGGCAGAUCUAGAGCAACACCCACCAGCCCAGCCCAGCCCAGCCCAGCCCACUGACGAAGCCGACAACCAUGGGUUCGAGCUCGUCUAAGCCGGAGGCGAGCCAAUCCUCAUAUGUCUGGAAGGCAUCCUCGCCUAUAGGCAUCUCGCACGAUGUCGUCGAAACCCUCCAGUCAAGUAGCGAAACCGACACCACGCGCGCGCAGACCCUCGAGCUAGCCGUCCAAGCGCGCGUAGCCGAGGAACUCAAGAAGCUCGAGGCGCAGGAGACGGCGGCGCUCAAGGCGAUGCAGGACAAGAUCGCGGAGCUCGCGGACAGCAGCGGGGCCGGCGAGGACGACGACAAGCAGCUCAGCCGGCAGGCCGUGUCGAAAGAAGUCGAGGCGCUGCGCGCGCGCCUAGAAAAGCGCAAGCAGCUGCGCCCGCUGCCGGAUACCGUCGAGCAGGCCCGCGGAAACGUCGUGCGCUGCCUGCUCGAGAACGACCGCCGCCCGCUGGACUGCUGGCGCGAAGUCGAGGCUUUUAAGGAGGAGGUCCGGAGGCUGGAGAAGGAGUGGGUGGAUAAGGUCGUUUCGUGAAUGGAGGGCUCUCUCUCUACGGCUGCUACGAAGUAGAAGAAGAGAAAGAGGAAGAGAUGAAUAAAUAAAUCUCCUCUUCGGAUGAUGUCCAUCGCUACCCCCAAACCCCUAAUACCUACGAUAGAUACUCUGUUGUAACAAUAUUCGACACUUAUAGCAUAGCAUUUUAGGAAGC